AACUACAGCUGAUUAAAAGGCUGUACAAUACUAAGAUGAAUCAAUAAAUUAUAAAUCAGUAUAAAUUAGUGUUAGACCCAGAGGCACAGUGUUUCUUUAUGUCGCCAUGAUUUACUUGAAAUGUCCUUUGCUUCUACUGGUAACAGCCCUGCCUACUGACGGAGGAAACCUGAGCCAGACUGUGUGAGACAGACAGACAGACAUGGAGGCGGACAGGCAGGCAGAGACACCCCCGCAUUGUUUCCGUCAGUCCGGUGACGUCUCCGCCUCUCAGCCGUGUGCAGUGUGACGUUACUGGGCUGUAGUGGAGCCUCUGGCUGCGUGUUGUUGACGCUCCGCCAGGCUUUUCCAGUGUAGAGGAGACCCUGAACAGGAAAGGACGGCUCGCGUACAGAAAGAGAGAGAAAAGAGGAGAAACAUACACUAAGAGUAAGGAAGUACAUCUGAAUUCCGAAAGUCCCAGUCCCCAACAUGCAUGUGUAUAACCACCAGAAGAUUUGUGCAAUUUAAAGACAUAAGGAGGGGGUGAAAAGUGGAACAUAAGAGUUUAGUCAGUGGCCAGAAACGUCAAUAACCAAGUGCUCAGGCAUGGCCAGUACCCAGACCAGUAUGAAAACCCCUUUCAAAGAUUUGACCUCAUUUAAGGGCAACAUGAAACGACUAUACAGAGAGCGACUGGAAGACGCACCCAUCAAGAAGCGUGUCAUGGCUGAAAUCAACCUUAAGCGUCGCAGCCUGGAUGCAGUCCCGAAAACACCCAAAGUGAAGAGAGAGCAGACUGAGGAUCUGUGCCAAAACUCCAAUAUGGAUGUGGCGGCCAGAGCUGAAUUACAUCUGGUGGGCUGUGCUAAAGCCUUGGACCUGAGCCCAGGGCUUAAACACACCCUGGCCCAAUUCUCUCUCAGCAGCCAGAGCUCUCUUGGGGGCCCGGCUGCCUUCUCAGCUCGUACUGGCCACGAGCAUUCUCCAGCUGGCAUGCCACCCUUACCUUCUCCUCCAGUUCUGGGAGGGGGCCCCCUGCUGGUUCCCUGUGAUAGCUCCACUGAACUUACCCACUCACUACUUGAAGGGGAGUCCAUCUCCUGCUUUGUUGUUGGGGGAGAAAAGCGUCUCUGUCUGCCCCAAGUGCUUAACUCUGUGCUUCGUGACUUCUCGCUACAGCAAAUCAACACUGUAUGUGACGAGCUCUAUGUCUACUGCUCACGUUGUGAUGCAGAGCAGCUGCACAUCCUCAAGGUGUUGGGCAUUCUGCCGUUCAAUGCGCCGUCCUGUGGCCUGAUUACUCUGACGGAUGCACAGCGCUUGUGCAAUGCUCUGCUUCGCCCUGGAGCAGCCUUGCCCGCUGACCCAAGUGGUAAACUGUCUGCCCAAGGCCUGCUGAAGGAGAGUGAAACCAGCUUCCAGGUGGAGCACCAGUGUCUGGGAAAGUGCCAGGGUCUAUUCGUGCCCCAGUUCUACACUCAGCCUGAGGCACCCUGCAUCCAGUGUGUUGAGUGCCAAUUGCUUUUUUCACCACAGAAGUUUGUCAUGCAUUCACACAAAUCACCUGAUAAGAGGACCUGCCACUGGGGCUUCGAUUCAGCCAAGUGGCCCUGUUACCUGCAGCUGGCCAGGAAAUACCAAGGCACACCUGAGGAACAGAAGCUCAAACAGCUCCUGGAUGAGGUCAAGGAGAAGUUCCACUACCAGCUCAAGAGGUCACUAGAUAAAGUAAGUGUAUUUGAUGUUCACCACCAACAUGUCCUUUUUCAUCAUUUUACCAAGCAAACAAAUUGACAAUGACAUUGGCUUAUAAUGUGCAUGUUAAAUAAUUAGGCAGAGAGUGUGUGUGACAGUGUGAAGGUGGUGCCUGUGGUCAGAUCUGAUAAGAUGGGGUGAGGCCAGCUGGCCACAGCUAAGGGUGUGCAUCAUUUACAUGACAUGUGUGUAUGGUGCAAUACUCAAAGUUGCAUGGCAACUUUGAGUAUUGCCCCCCCAGGCCCCAGGUGGUUCUAGGUGCUAACCAUGGGUUAUCAUCAUGUCUCUGUCUCGCACUCUCUCUGGAGCCUCUGAUUUCCCACAUGUUCAGGUGUUGCAUUUGCCCAGAGGGCCAAAACCCUUUUUAUUCAUUAUAUUGUUGUGUACUGUAAUUUCAUUUAAUCUUGAAAUCAUUAUUGAGUUUCCAGGUUUUGUCCUCACAGCUCAUGAAGUAGUACGAUAUUCAGCUAGAGUAAGUUUUUCCUGAUAGACAGUCAAAGGCACAGCCAGAGAAAUUCUUCAAAGGACAGCUGCCUGUAAUCCUGGGGGAAGAUAUUUGUUGGAUGGUCCUCCCCAGUCGCCUACUUUGAA
Cynoglossus semilaevis (tongue sole) is the source of this 2328-nucleotide messenger RNA. RefSeq names its product ski-like protein. Gene Ontology annotation, molecular function: DNA-binding transcription factor activity, RNA polymerase II-specific; RNA polymerase II cis-regulatory region sequence-specific DNA binding; SMAD binding. Bases 589 to 1776 code for a protein of 395 amino acids. Lineage: Eukaryota; Metazoa; Chordata; Actinopteri; Pleuronectiformes; Cynoglossidae. Gene Ontology annotation, biological process: negative regulation of transforming growth factor beta receptor signaling pathway; negative regulation of transcription by RNA polymerase II; negative regulation of BMP signaling pathway. The record is from RefSeq and is a predicted model, not a curated record. The transcript is spliced from 2 exons. Gene Ontology annotation, cellular component: cytoplasm; nucleus; transcription regulator complex.